AUGAUAGCAGGCCUACUACUUUUUGCAGAAAGACAUUUUUUCUCUCCACAGGUGAUAAACAUGGAGGUGCAGACGUACACAGACGGAUAUGAUUAUGAUGAUCCCGAUGAUAACGAAAUAGAAUAUAUCUGUAAAGUGAAUCUCAACCGUGAUAUGGAGAUAGUCAUUCAGACCUACGUCCAUUCCUUCAUCUGUGCAUUCGGUCUCUGUGGCAAUGCGUUGGUGAUUGUCACAUAUGCCUUCUACAAGAAAGCCAAGACCAUGACGGACAUGUACCUUCUGAACGUGGCGGUGGCAGAUCUGCUGUUCAUAGUGGCCCUGCCGCUCAUCAUCUACAAUGAACAGCAUGACUGGAGCAUGGGCUCAGCGGUCUGCAAGGUACGGGUUUGGACAGUUCCUGAUGCAGUUCCUAAUAAAGCUCCUGAUGUUUCAAUGUUGUUCAUGUUACAGUGAAGUCAGAUGCAGAUUUCCUCAUUGCAUGGAAUUAUAAGAAUGUGUUCUUCAUUUUCUAAGGCCCUGCGAGGAGCCUACAGCAUCAACCUGUACAGUGGCAUGCUUCUGCUGGCGUGCAUCAGUGGAGACCGCUACAUCUCCAUCGUCCAGGCCAGGCGCUCCUUCGGCCUCCGCUCCCGGACCCUGAUCUACAGCCGCCUCAUCUGCACAGCCAUCUGGGCUCUGGCCGUAGCCCUGUCCAUCCCCACAGUCAUCUAUAACGAGCGGGUUGAGGAGACCAACUGGUUGGGAGAGACUAUAACUGUGUGCCAGGAGCAGUUCAAAAGUAACGAGAGCGCCCGGCUGAUGAAGGUGUUGGUACCCAGCCUGCAGGUGGCCAUGGGGUUCUUCCUGCCCCUCCUGGUCAUGGUCCUCUGCUAUGCCAGCAUCAUCUUGACCCUGCUGAGGGCCCACAGCACCCAGAGGCACAAGGUUCCAGUAUCCACCAAAGUUCCAGUCAUAGAAUUAGAAUGUUAAAUUCUAAGAAUACAGUCAAUGUUUCUUAUAGGGUCAAUUAAGUUUAUCUUGUUGUAUCUUCUCUCGCUUAAGGCAAUGCGUGUGGUCAUAGCCGUGGUGGUGGUCUUCAUCAUGUGCCACCUGCCCUACAACGUGGCCCUGCUCUACCACACAGUGGCGCUGUUCAAGGAGAGGGAGUGUAAGAAGGAGAAGGUCAUCCUCACCACCCUCACCAUCACCAGGAGCGUGGCCUACCUCCACUGCUGCCUUAACCCCAUCCUGUACGCCUUCAUCGGAGUCAAGUUCAGGAACCACUUCAGGAAGAUCCUGGAGGACCUGUGGUGCCUGGGCAGGAAGUACAUCUACCCCUCGGGUCGCUCCUCACGCAUGACCUCUGACCUCUAUAUCCCAGCUCACAGGUCCACUGACGGAUCCAACAACGAGAAUGGCUCCUCGUUCACCAUGUGA
Molecule: messenger RNA, 1416 nt
Organism: Coregonus sp. 'balchen'
Lineage: Eukaryota; Metazoa; Chordata; Actinopteri; Salmoniformes; Salmonidae
Source: the annotation of a GenBank genome assembly